AUGAGUUCCAAUAUAACGGACGUGUUUCUGAGAAUCCAAGAAGUUAAGCUCUCUGACUCCGGAGUGUACAGCUGUAGAUUCUACAUUAAGCUCGACUCAGUUCUUGAGAACAAGAUGUACCUCAAUGUGACCAGUGAGGAUCGUCCGGUCGGCAACAACACGGAGACUGAGACCAGGUGUCCCACUGACCAUGUGGUCCCUGUCGUUCUGGGCGGAGUCACUGCUCUGUGCAUUGUCAUAACUGUCGGCCUGAGCUUGAAAAUCCUCCGCCUCCAAAAAGCAGCCAAAGACCAAACAGUUGAUACAGCAGAGGGCUCUCUGGUGGCUGCUCGUGUCUUCAUGGCCACGUCUCUGAGGAGCAGGCGUCCAAACACACCGGAGCACACACACGUCGUCUACACCGUAAUCAAAUAG
Molecule: messenger RNA, 414 nt
Organism: Knipowitschia caucasica
Lineage: Eukaryota; Metazoa; Chordata; Actinopteri; Gobiiformes; Gobiidae
Source: the annotation of a GenBank genome assembly